Messenger RNA from Trypanosoma cruzi, 1471 nucleotides. RefSeq lists its product as uncharacterized. The transcript has a single exon. NCBI's taxonomy places the organism in Eukaryota, Euglenozoa, Kinetoplastea, Trypanosomatida, Trypanosomatidae. The record is from RefSeq and is a predicted model, not a curated record. The annotation marks the transcript as partial.
AAUGACGGCGGAGGAGGAAAGGGAUACGACGGUCUUAAGCUCCCCCUGUAGUGAUCUUGUGGGAAAGCUGCUGCGGAAUGUCGCGUCGCUUCCUUUUUCCUUCUUCCACGUCCACGUUCACUUGCCGUCCUCUGCUCUGUUUUUGACGCCAUCUACUACAAAAAAGAACACCGCCACUCAUGAGGCACGGGUACUCUUUGAUAAAAGUGAAGAGGAUUGUACAGGAAAGUCGGUGGUGGCGCGACUCGCCGGUGGCUUAGAACCUGCUGUGCCCUUUGCUGUAGGAUCGCCUUUAGUUGUGCGUUGUGGGGCAACAUGUGGGAGUUCUGCAGGGUAUGAAGGUGUGGUGGCAGACGGGAUGCCGUUUGGACAUAUUCAGUGCCUUCUGCGCGUGUGUACAAGAGGGGGGAGAAGUGACGGCAGUGAAGAACCGGAGGAAGUCGCAACAAUACCCAAGGCGUGCAGCGAGCCCCCCGAAUCCCUCAUGCACGAGUCUAAAGCCUUUCCCGUGGCGACAAAUGACCGUGAGAGCAAUAAGAGAGAAAACGUUAAUGAUUGUCACGGCACUCCAAACGGAAUUUUAGAAUCAUGGAAGCUUGGCGUGAGUUUGGACCCAAAGAUACCCUUUUAUGUGAGGACGAUGACAGAAAAACGACCUGCUGCAGCCUGCACUGGCAGUACAUUUGAUGAUGUCUUGUCACCAUCUAGAUCAUGCGGUUAUACCCUGUUAGGGCGAAGGGAUUGUGAGACGUACAUUCUGCCUCAGCGCGAGUUGCUUUUUUCCUUUUAUGCUCCUGCGGAGGUGGUUACAAUGUGUGCACAACAAAAUGAAGAGCGAAUGCGGCGACAAGCGGCAUUGGGCUAUAGUGGUCCGACGCACGCGUUUGCAGAAGGUCCACGGACAGCGAGUCGACUUCUGCAGGGAGCGCAUUGCAAUCAUGUGGCGGCAGAGGAGGCAGCGGUAGCGGCGGCGUCCAAAUAUGGCACUAAUUGUGGAGCCACACCGCAAAACGGUCCUGUCGUGUAUGAAGUUCGGGCGCUGCCGGGUGACGUUGUGUUUGUCCCGCGGGGAUGGAGGUACAGUGUGGAGCGUAUUGUUGGUACGGCCAUCAUGAACGCCGCUGCCACGUCCACGCCCACAGAAGGAGUGAUGACAAGGAAGAAGACGGGAUCUGAUGUUUUGCCAUACGGAGAAAUGAGGACUGCCUUCAUGCAUAAAAAACCCUCGACGCUUGCAUCCUCGUUGGGGAAGGUGCGCAAGGUGUCUAUAAAGACAGAAUCACAACUGAGGUGCAUGGAGGCCGCGGAAAUAUGUGGAGUUAAAGUGGAGGCCUUUUUACUGUGUUACAAACCGUAUCCUGUGUUAUCUGCCGAACAGGCCGCCGCAUAUGUCCCCUCCAAUUAUGUGCGCCGUGGCGUCGAGGAGUUUUACGCCAAGGGUGGGAAUGACGUAUUUCACAAGUACGUGUAA